This is a messenger RNA of Ambispora leptoticha, 1740 nucleotides long. Lineage: Eukaryota; Fungi; Glomeromycota; Glomeromycetes; Archaeosporales; Ambisporaceae. The record is from the annotation of a GenBank genome assembly.
AUGGAUGUCGUCAAAGCUGUACAAAAUUAUGUUAGUAAAAUGGUCAAUGAAGUGUCGGGAAUGAAGGUUCUAUUACUUGAUAGUGAAACGACACCAAUUAUAUCAAAUGUCAUGACUCAAUCUACUCUUCUCUCACACGAAACAUAUCUCGUCGAUCGAAUUGAAAAUCGAAAUCGUGAUAGAAUGCGUCACUUGAAGUGCGUUUGUUUUCUUAGACCUACCAAUGAGACACGACAGCUCUUGAUCGAAGAAUUAAAGGAUCCUUGCUAUGGCGAUUAUUAUUUAUACUUUAGUAAUACUUUAAAAAAAUCGGCUAUCGAACGAUUAGCAGAAGUGGAUGAGCAUGAAGUUGUUCGUGAGGUUCAAGAAUAUUAUGCUGAUUAUUGCGCAAUAAAUCCUGAUUUUUAUUCACUCAAUCUUGGUCCUCCUAAUUAUCCAUUAUAUGGCGAUUCUCCUACAUCUUGGGACGGAAAAACAUUUCAAAGAGCCGUGGAAGGAGUAUUGUCCGUGUUACUUUCCUUGAAGAAAAGGCCUGCGAUCCGUUAUGAGGGCAAAAGUGCAAUGGCGAAAAAAUUGGCCCGGGAAGUACAAUUACAAAUUCAACAAGAAGGGCAAUUAUUUACUUGGCGACGGACUGAUACGCCACCAAUUCUACUUAUAUUGGAUCGCAGAAAUGAUCCAGUUACUCCUUUACUCUCGCAAUGGACGUAUCAGGCAAUGGUACAUGAAUUACUUGGGAUAAAUAACGGUAGGGUGGAUUUGUCGGAGGUCCCCGAUAUAAGGCCAGAAUUGAAGGAAAUUGUACUUUCUAGAGAUCAAGAUCCUUUUUAUAAAAAGAACAUGUAUCUGAACCUUGGUGAUCUUGGUGCGAAUAUCAAAUCAUAUGUUGAAGAAUAUCAGUCGAAAACAAAAUCCAGUAUGAACAUUGAUUCGAUUGCGGAUAUGAAACGAUUUGUGGAAGAAUAUCCAGAGUUUAGAAAAUUGUCCGCAAAUGUUAGUAAACAUGUCGCCUUGGUUAGUGAGUUGAGUCGAUUGGUGGAGAAGGAAAAGCUAUUGGAAGUUAGUGAACUUGAACAGAGUUUGGCAUGUUAUGAUCAGCAUGCAAAUGAUUUGAAGAAUUUACAAAAACUUCUUCAAAAUACAAACGUAACUGAAGACAGUAAAAUACGUUUGGUCCUUCUUUAUGCAUUACGAUAUGAAAAAUCUCAAAAUAAUGCGAUUGCUUCACUAAUUGAUAUAUUACAUCGUAAUAAUGUCAGCGUACAGAAAAUAUCGUUGGUUCAAUCAAUGAUGGAAUUUGCUGGCGCGGAUAAAAGACAAGAUGACUUGUUUGCAAGAGAAGGCUUUUUCGCGCGAAGUAAAACCGUAUUUAAAGGCUUGAAGGGUGCAGAGAAUGUAUACACGAUGCAUUCACCGCAACUAGCCCAGACCCUUGAACUUAUGAUCAAGGGUAAAUUGAAAGAGACCAGCUACCCAUUUAUCGAAGAAGCUACAAAGGACAGGCCACAAGAUAUCAUUAUAUUCAUGGUUGGUGGUGUAACUUAUGAAGAGGCACGUUAUGUUGCUCAAUUAAAUGAAUCCACAGCUGGAGUUCGGCUAGUUUUGGGUGGUACUUGUGUGCAUAAUAGUACAAGUUUUUUGAACGAGAUUCAAGACGCAUUUUUCCGAUUUCCAACUAUUGGCGGAUUGGCGGGGCGAGCUGCACGGUCCGGACGUACGCCUAAACAACGAGCCGUAUAG